GUACGUAUAGUUCGUGAUAUUUUCAAUCCGAAACGAAAUAAAAUGAGAAGUGAAGUCGAAUGAUACGAAUUGUUGAGAUAGUGACAUCGAGUGUAAUUUGUGGCAAUAAUUUUGCAAAUAAGUGUAUAUGUGUGAGAAGAUAGUACUCGGUGGGAAGAUGACGAACAUCACGCCGGAGACAAGGAUCAUGAUGAUGAGGUCUACUGACGGAAGACACGGAUAUCGGAGACAGAUCUUGGCAGCCCUAGCGGUGUCCCUGGGACCAUUUGCGGCGGGUCUCAGCAAAGGGUACAUGUCACCCGCCAUUGCUUCUAUGCAGGACCCUCAUCAUAAGAACGCCUCCUUCACAGUCAGUGAUCAACAGGCCAGUUGGAUAGCCAGUCUUAGUUUGUUAGGUGCUCUAAUAGGCGGUAUACUGGGCGGUGUGGUGAUGAGAUACGGUCGCCGUAGUAUACUCCUAGCAGCUGCUCUACCGUAUACUCUCGCUUGGGUAGCUACUGCUUUUUCUACCAGCGUUGAUAUGAUCUCCGCGACGUCCUUCUGCGGCGGUAUGCUCGUCUGCUGUAUAACUAUGAUCACUCAGGUAUAUAUCACAGAGAUAGCCGUACCAGAAAUAAGAGGAUGUCUCAGCUCAGUGUCAAAAAUAUUGAGCCAAAUAGGAAUUCUCAUCUCUUAUUCACUCGGAGCAUACCUGAAUUGGCAACAGCUGGCAUUUGUGGUAGCAACAGCGCCGAUACUUCUCUUCCUAGCUCUCCUCUUCAUCCCUGAAACUCCUUCUUCUCUUUUCCUCAGAGGGAAAGAGGAAGAAGCGGCAGAUUCUUUACAAUGGCUACGAGGACCUGACUCCGAUAUUAGACAGGAGUUAGCUACGAUCAGAACAAAUAUACUAGCAAGUAAGCAGUACCAUAAUGGUAGGGCAGGAAAGUUGAAAGUACUGCUAUCAAAAAGGUUGACUAGACCUGUUCUGAUAACAUGCGGAUUGAUGUUCUUUCAAAGAUUUACUGGUGCUCAUGUUUUUAGUUUCUACGCUGUGCCUAUGUUUAAAAAGACCUUUAGAAUGAUGAAUCCUCAUGGAGGAGCAAUCGCUACUAGUGCGGUCCAACUUUUAGCUUCCUGUUUAUCAGGAAUGCUUAUAGAUAAUGUUGGAAGAUUGCCUUUACUAAUGAUAAGUGGAGUAAUGAUGUCUAUAGCUUUAGCUGGUUAUGGUUCUUACGCGUAUUAUAUGACAAUCUUUAUGAAUUCAACUGAUCUUACACAAACAGAACCAGGUGCGUACGAUUGGAUUCCUUUAAUCUGUGUGUUAACUUUUACCAUUGCAUUUUCAUUGGGUAUAAGUCCAAUAUCUUCUUUAUUGAUUGGAGAAUUAUUUCCUUUGGAAUAUAGAAGUACAGGCAGUGCUUUAGCGACUAGUUUUAGCCAUUUAUGUGGCUUUGUUAAUGUUAAAACAGCAGCUGAUAUACAAGAUCAUAUAGGAUUGUAUGGUCUUUUCUGGUUGUAUGCUGGCAUAUCUGUUCUUUGUCUACUCUUCGUAGUUCUUUUUGUACCAGAGACUAAAGGUAGAGAGAUUGACGAAAUGGAUCCUAAAUAUGUUGAAUCUUUGUGCAUCAAUCGAUAGUAGAUUUAGCUGGUUUUUUAAAGGUAUAGACUGAUUUUCUUUUACGUGGAAGACGAGUUAAUUAAACACACUUUGUAUGGCAGUAGGAAGUGGGAGCGUUUUUUUACAGUAUUAUUUGUUAAGCGUAGAUGUUUCGAGAUUUCAGUGCCUUAUAUUAAUGUUGAAAAGUUCCUUGUUAUAAUUAAUAUCAAAAAUUAAUAAAAGAAAAUUUGCUGCUAAAUAAUUAU
This is a messenger RNA of Papilio machaon (common yellow swallowtail), 1842 nucleotides long. RefSeq names its product facilitated trehalose transporter Tret1. Lineage: Eukaryota; Metazoa; Arthropoda; Insecta; Lepidoptera; Papilionidae. Gene Ontology annotation, cellular component: membrane. The record is from RefSeq and is a predicted model, not a curated record. Gene Ontology annotation, biological process: transmembrane transport. The coding region runs from base 128 to 1615 and encodes 495 amino acids. The transcript is spliced from 5 exons. Gene Ontology annotation, molecular function: transmembrane transporter activity.